Pistacia vera is the source of this 1448-nucleotide messenger RNA. RefSeq lists its product as uncharacterized. The transcript has 4 exons. NCBI's taxonomy places the organism in Eukaryota, Viridiplantae, Streptophyta, Magnoliopsida, Sapindales, Anacardiaceae. The record is from RefSeq and is a predicted model, not a curated record. The coding region runs from base 486 to 827 and encodes 113 amino acids.
ACUAAAUCAGAAAUUGAUUUCUUUUCCCCUGAAAUUGGAAAAUAUCUCCCACCGCCGUCCAACCGCAACCACCUCUGUUGCCGUUGGACGAAAAAUACGACCACCAUCGCCGGAUAUCGUGGGCCCCCACCAUCGCUGAGGUGUCUGGCCAGACGGACUCACUUUGUCUCGCUGAAGUCCGUAGUCCUCUCUCUCAAUCUUUCCGGUGAAUUAGAACUCCAAUCAAACUUGCACUCCAGCCAGCUCUCUUGUCUUCGUAUUACAUUUGUGGGUCAUCUUCAGCCAAACUUGCAGAAAAAGCCAGUUUCACUUUGAGGGAAGGAGCUAGAAACAAAGGCUAUUUCAAUUUCGCUUUCUGUAUUUUCUUCUCCAAUUUCUUUUCUUCGCCGUCGAUUUCCAUUGGUAUGAGUCCAUCGUUGCGAGACUGAGGUUGUGUGUCGGUUGAAGAGCUUGAUGGUUCUGAGACUAGAGAGAUUAGCUUCACAAUGACGGAGGCAGAAACAAAUGCUAAGAACACAGAGGAAGAGAUAUGUAGAUUGAAGACAUUGGAGGAGAGGAAUGGACGGUUUAAUAAUUUAGCUUCUGAUAUUGAAAAGGAUAAUGAUUGUGAAGAAAUAGAAGAUACAAGAAGUGCAGAAGAGGUAUGUGAACCUAAGCCUAGGAUGAUUUUUGAUUCACUUGAUAUUUUUGUCGAAUACUAUAGAACCUAUGAGAAUAAAAUGGGGUUUGAAGUUAUUAUACGAUCUUCAAAGAAAGAAUAUGAUGGAGAGGUGAAAAAUGUGACAUUGGCUUGUUCUUGUAGUGGGAAGUUGAGCAGUAACCCUUGAAAUGCUUUUAAAAUAUACCUAGUGACAAAGAGUGAUUGUAAGGGUCGGGUUGGUGCAUCCAUACGUGCGGAUGGAAGUUGGCAAAUAUGUUCAGUGGUGUUUGAUGAUAACCAUAAACUCUAUAGUCCAGCCAAAGCUAGAUAUUUGAAGAGAAAUCGUGUAAUACAACCAUGUGUUAAAAGGAAGCUUGAAGUGAAUGAUAAGGCUAGAAUUAGGCCAAAUAAAAGUUCCAUGUUAGUUGAAGCAGGUGGUGUUGAAAAUUUGACUUCCCUACAAAAGGAUUGUAGGAACUAUAUUGAAAAAGUUAGCAUCCAAGUUAGGAGGAUGCGACUUGAUGAUGGAGACGCUUUAGCAAUCCAAAAUAUUUUCUGAGAAUGCAAAAAGUUAAUCCAAAUUUCUUCUACAUUAUGGAUUUAGAUGAAGAGAGUCAACUACAUAAUGUUCUAUGAGUGGGUGCAAGAAGUAGGGUCGCAUUUAGGGAAUUCGGCGACAUUGUCACAUUCGGCACUACAUAUUUGACUAAUAAGUAUUAUAUUCCAUUUGCUACGUUUAUUGGUGUUAAGAAUCAUUUCUUAAAGUUGUAUUAAGAAUCAUUCGUGUUAAAGUAAACUUAUAAUUCAA